AUGUCUACAAACUCGAUAAAAUUACUCGCCAGCGAUGUGCAUAGAGGACUCGCUGAAUUAGUUGCGAGGAGGCUAGGUUUGCACAUACUACCAUGUGAGUUGAAAAGGGAAUCCACGGGGGAAGUUCAAUUCUCUAUUGGGGAAUCAGUUAGAGACGAAGAUGUUUUUAUUGUUUGUCAGAUUGGUUCUGGCGAGGUAAAUGACAGGGUGAUUGAGCUCAUGAUCAUGAUUAACGCUUGUAAAACAGCUAGUGCUAGAAGAAUCACCGUUAUAUUGCCAAACUUUCCUUACGCAAGACAAGACCGAAAAGAUAAGUCGCGUGCUCCCAUCACUGCGAAGCUAAUGGCCGACAUGUUGACGACUGCUGGGUGCGACCAUGUUAUCACCAUGGAUUUGCACGCUUCUCAGAUUCAAGGAUUCUUUGAUGUCCCAGUGGAUAAUUUGUAUGCCGAGCCUAGUGUUGUUAGGUAUAUAAAGGAGAAAAUAGAUUACAAGAACGCAAUAAUCAUUUCGCCGGAUGCUGGUGGUGCCAAGAGAGCUGCAGGGCUCGCAGACAGGCUCGACUUGAACUUUGCAUUGAUUCACAAAGAGCGUGCAAAGGCAAACGAAGUCUCUAGAAUGGUGUUGGUGGGUGACGUGAGCGAUAAAGUUUGUGUUAUUGUUGACGAUAUGGCAGACACAUGUGGUACCUUGGCGAAAGCUGCAGAGGUUUUAUUGGAGAACAAUGCGAAAGAAGUGAUUGCCAUUGUAACACAUGGUAUUUUGUCUGGUAAUGCCAUGAAGAAUAUCAAUAACUCUAAACUUGAGAGGGUCGUAUGUACAAAUACGGUUCCUUUUGAGGAUAAGUUGAAGUUGUGCAACAAGUUGGAUACCAUUGAUGUUUCAGCUGUUAUUGCCGAGGCUAUAAGGAGAUUGCACAAUGGUGAGAGUAUCUCUUAUUUGUUCAAAAAUGCACCUUUAUAA
Lodderomyces elongisporus is the source of this 963-nucleotide messenger RNA. It is a transcript of the gene PRS1, whose product is annotated as ribose phosphate diphosphokinase subunit. Gene Ontology annotation, cellular component: cytoplasm; ribose phosphate diphosphokinase complex. The transcript has a single exon. Gene Ontology annotation, biological process: purine nucleotide biosynthetic process; 5-phosphoribose 1-diphosphate biosynthetic process; regulation of cell size. The record is from RefSeq and is a predicted model, not a curated record. NCBI's taxonomy places the organism in Eukaryota, Fungi, Ascomycota, Pichiomycetes, Serinales, Debaryomycetaceae. Bases 1 to 963 code for a protein of 320 amino acids. Gene Ontology annotation, molecular function: magnesium ion binding; ribose phosphate diphosphokinase activity.